Molecule: messenger RNA, 1235 nt
Organism: Rhodofomes roseus
Lineage: Eukaryota; Fungi; Basidiomycota; Agaricomycetes; Polyporales; Fomitopsidaceae
Exons: 6
Coding region: 55-1170 (371 amino acids)
Cellular component (GO): nuclear pore outer ring
Molecular function (GO): protein binding
Source: RefSeq, a predicted model, not a curated record
GACGCGUUUGUCCUUGUACUCCCGCUCACUCCUCGACUCGGACCACUGCCAGCCAUGGCCGACGUACGCUAUGCAUACGGGACAGAAGUCUACGUAGUGCGCGCGUGCUACCAUGAAGACGGUACCGAUCUACUGGCUGUAGGAGGCGCGCACUCGGUAGAGGUCCUGGUAGUGACCCAAGGCUCGUGCAAGAGCAUUGCGAACUUCCAUAUUGGCACACGCAUCACCGCGCUAGCGUGGUCAUCCAAAGUCACCUCGCCUUCCGUUAGCGACGUUUGGUCGAUCGAGCUUUCAGCAGCUGGCGCCGACCGCGAACUCUUCAUCCUGUCAAAAUCCUCUGCCGACGACGAGCAUGUCUUCCAAUUCGGCGGGGGCAUGACCGGCCACCACGGCAAAAUCAACGACAUGACGUUCUGCGGAGGACACGGAGAAGAGAGCUCAAGAUAUGUGGCAACGGUAUCCGACGACAAACUCCUCAUGGUCUGGGACCUCAAUCCCUCAAUCAACAUCGCCUCCCCCCACUCUCCAAUAGACGAAGAUAGUUCCUCUCGCCGCCCCCAACCUACCGUAUAUGUCGUCGCCUUUCCACACCCUCUCACGUCCGUCAAUUCGCAUCCGACCACGAGCAAGGAGCUGCUCGUGUCGGACUGCCGCGGCUCGAUCUUCCUUACGGACUGGCGGACCGAAUGGGAGGAAGACGAGCACGACGCUUGGAGAAACUCAAACGUCGUCGAACUCGUCGAGCCACGCGCCUUGGCAAGCCCUGUCAUCGGGGUGAAGUCUAAGUGGACAGGGUCCGUGUCCUGGCGGCGAGACUCAGUGGAUACCGUUGGCGCCGUCUACGGCUCAAGGUUCGCCAUCUGGGACAUGGGCGACCUCCAAGGCGGCAAGCCCACAGUCACAGGUGUGAGUUUCCCCGAGGGCGGCGCGCUCUUCCGGUGGUGCCCGACCUACCCCGAGUAUUUCGCCAUCGCGAGCAGCUCGCCCGCAAAAGGCGCUGCCAUACACCUUCACAACGCCAACUACAUCAACGCCGUACCAACCGUUCUGGGUAUCGCGCCCCAUCCGCUGCAUGUGCGGACGUUUGACUGGCUCGCGGAGAAGGGUAUCCCGAGGAUAGCCGCAGGGGUAGGGAGAGAGGUUAUUAUAUUUUACAUUGGAACCGAGUGAUGUGUACAAGGUUCGGCUACAUUGCAUGAAUAUUGCACGUAUGAUGAUGAGAUAUACCCGGAUAU